Xiphias gladius (swordfish) is the source of this 991-nucleotide messenger RNA. It is a transcript of the gene tnfsf11, whose product is annotated as TNF superfamily member 11. Gene Ontology annotation, molecular function: tumor necrosis factor receptor binding. Gene Ontology annotation, biological process: immune response. Gene Ontology annotation, cellular component: membrane. Bases 106 to 912 code for a protein of 268 amino acids. Lineage: Eukaryota; Metazoa; Chordata; Actinopteri; Istiophoriformes; Xiphiidae. The transcript has 4 exons. The record is from RefSeq and is a predicted model, not a curated record.
CCACCGCUGAUUAUAGGGACUCUUGCUGUCUCCUUCCUCCUUCCUCCGUUGCAUUGAGCCUGGGACCUGGCCCGGGGGCUGAACGGCACACACAGAGCGCGCAUCAUGGCAGCUACCCACAACAACGAGUACAGAGGCUACCUGCGGAACGCCGUCCAUAUGGAGGCCGGGCAGCACCGCUUCCACCCGGUGCAGAGCUCGGAGCCCACGUACCGGCCGCUCCUGUUCGGGACCCUCGCUGUUAUGGGAUUGCUCCAGGUGGCUUCCAGCGUGGCGAUCUUAUUACACCUGACGGGUUAUCUGCAAGAGGUAGAUUUGUCCGCCGCCCCGCGUCGUCCCAUUGAGGAGGUGCAGACGGAGCCGGUGCUGAACGCACUGAGAGACACGAGGAAAAACCGACGGUGCAAAACUCCAAAAGAGAGCCUGCCCUCAGCUCAUCUACCAAUCAGAAGGCAGCAAGAGUACCCCAAGAAGGUUGAGCCGAAGGCCAUCACCAUUGACUGGGACGAGGUGUAUGGAUACCACCACAGAAUGGGCUACGAGAAGGGCAAACUGCUGGUGAUGGAGUCAGGUUUCUACUACGUUUACGCCAAGACCUGCUUCCGCUACUACAAUUAUGCACUAGAGGACAGCACUCAGACCGGGACCCCACCGGUGGAUGUUAGCAACACCCAGCUCAUCCAGUAUGUCUACCAUGAAAGCAUCAAACAGAACAGCAGGGCUGUACUGCUGAUAAAGACGGGCAGCACCAUGCGCUGGAACGACACGAGCUAUAACAUGUACUGCGCCCAGCAAGGCCGAGGAGUCCGGCUGGAGGAGGGAGACGCCUUGUUUGUCAAUGUGUCCAAUGCCUGGAUGCUGGAUUUGGAGGGAGAAGGGACGUAUUUUGGGGCCAUAAAGUUGGGUAACUGAAAUUUAAACACGUGGGAAGCGGACAUGCUACUGAACAUUUGAUAUGCCAAAGAACCACUGUUAGUGAUUUACAAUGUUG